Chiloscyllium plagiosum (whitespotted bambooshark) is the source of this 1951-nucleotide messenger RNA. RefSeq names its product interleukin-21 receptor-like. Gene Ontology annotation, biological process: cytokine-mediated signaling pathway. The record is from RefSeq and is a predicted model, not a curated record. Gene Ontology annotation, cellular component: external side of plasma membrane. Gene Ontology annotation, molecular function: protein binding; cytokine receptor activity. Lineage: Eukaryota; Metazoa; Chordata; Chondrichthyes; Orectolobiformes; Hemiscylliidae.
UAUUCAAAGGAAAAUAUUUACAAUGUUUCUUGUGGCAAAUAAAUUGUCAGCAGAGCAUUGCACAAGUUCAAUCUCACCAUCGGAGGGCCUCACUUGCAUUUGGUACUCACUUAGCCCAGAAAUAUUAGUGCAAUUCCCCACGAUCUUAUUGUGAAUAGCCAUUAGUUGGGCGGAUGGAGCUUUUCACCCCAUUCUGGAGCCUUUUUCACUUCAAAACAGUGAUAGCCACACCGUUUGGGAUUUAAUUCAAACUGCUUUGCAGGACGUCCAGCCAAGAGAUAUCUUCUUGUCACUCCUGAGAAACUCGCCCACAGCUGACCGGGCGGAACAAAACCACAGAGGGAUCCGCAGAUGAGACUCGGGAUAUUUCAACCUCAGUCCAGAGGAAGGGAGAUCCAGUGAAGGUUGACAAGGAAUCAAAGCGGUAGAGCUUGGACUGCGAGUGUUUUAAUCUGCCCUUUACGCCACAGCAUCAUGCUGUUUGUCCCAACUCUCUUGAUAACAGCCAUACUUUGGACAACAGCACUAAAUGGAGCUGCUCUGACUUCCUUUGCACACAUGAGUAAUCACAUUUCCUCAAUCCACAACCUGUCGUGUAUGUUUUAUAAUGACCGAAAAAUGACCUGUACCUGGGGUAUUAGCGCACAAGCACCAGCGGAUGCACAGUACCGUUUGUCUUAUGGGAUUUUAUAUGAACAAAAUACCGAGUCCAGAACAAUCUCUCGUAAGAAUGGUUGGAGAAAUGUGACCUGCCAUGUUCAGGACGUUGGCUUUGUGCUCUUCAACGAGAUGCAGAUUUGUGUCACUGAAUUAGGCCAAAACUUCUCAAAACCUCACUGCAUAGAUUUGACACCAGUCAUCUAUUAUAAGGUCAGUCCUCCAAUUAACAUUACAGUCAAAGAAAAUGCAGUAAUAUGGGAUCAACCAGAAGGUACACAUCCUUCCUUUGACUUUUAUUAUCAGAUACAAGUCACAGAGCAGAGUACCAACGUCAUGAAGAUUGAAAAUGUAACAUCCAAAAGCUGGAACAUUGAAAAUCGGAAGCAAAGCUACUCUGUAAAAGUGAGAGCAAGAAUUAAUAAUCACUUGGACUUUUCUAUCUGGAGUGAUUGGACUGAGGCUAUCAUUGUUGAGGCAGAACCGAACGAUUUCCAAGUGCUGAUAAUGAUUGCAGUAGUGAUUGCUUUCAUCGUUCUGAUGCUCCUGGUGAUAUUCACUUGCAGAAAGUCAUUGGACAAACUGUGGCAACCAAUCCCUGAUCCUGAAAUGAAGUUUAAAGGUCUAUUUGACCACAACCAUGGCAAUUUUCAGGAAUGGAUCAAUGCCAAAUCCUUGGUAGCCAAAAUACCUGAGGAAUGCAUUACAGUUACAGUGGAAGACGAGAUUUAUACAUAGAAUCCCUACAGUGCAGAAGAAUUCACACCAACCCUCUGAAGAGUAUCCCACCCAGACUUCAUAUUUACCAUGGCUAAUCCAUUUAGCCCGUACUUCACUGGAGACAACACCUAACCUGCACAUCUUUGGACUGUGGGAGUAAACCCAGAAGAAACAGGGAGAACAUGCAAACUCCACUAAGAUAGUCGCCCAAGGCUGGGAUCGAACACAGGUCCCUGGUGCCGUGAGGCAGAAGUGCUACCCACUGAACCACUGUGCCACCCUGUUUUGAAGUGAUCAAACAAUGUUAGAACAUGGAACAAUUAAUACCAAUCAGAAUACAGCAGCAGAAAACCUGUUCAAUAACAAGAUAAUCCAUUGACUGUAUUUUCUCUGAGUAAUAACUCAUAAGCUAAAAUGCUGCUUCUUUUUUUUCUUUUGGAUGCAUGAACUUUCACUCUCAUAUAUGUCAGCUACGUUCAGUGCUUUUUUGUCCUUUGGAGUCAUAGUCAUAGAGUCAUACAGCACAGAAACAGACCCUUCAGUCUAACCAGUCCAUGAUGAACAUUAGCCCAAA